UCCAAACUCUCUGUGAAUACGAUAUAUCCAGAAAUAUAUACAAAUUUUAUGUCGAAUUAAAAUUAGAAAUGGGAAAAGACUAUUACACGACAUUGGAAAUUAACCGAAAUGCAAGUGACGCGGACAUUAAGCAGUCGUAUCGUCGACUAGCAUUGAAAUAUCAUCCUCAAAACAACAGGCAUCCAGGUGCUGAGGAGAAAUUCAGCCAACUUGCUGAAGCUUAUGAUGUUCUGAGUGACCCUCGGAAAAAGGCCACGUAUGAUAAGUUUGGAGAGGAUGGUCUUCGAGGUGGAAUACCUCCAGAGUCAGCGGCAAGUGGUGCAUGGUCAUCGGGAUACACCUACCAUGGAAAUCCUGAGAAAACUUUCAGACAGUUCUUUGGCGGAGAUAAUCCUUUCGCUGAUUUUCACACCACAGAAGUGGACCUCAGUUUUGGAGGUCUCCGUGGACAAGAGGUGAACAAGCAGGAUCGACCCAUUGAGCGUGAUCUGCAUUUAGCCUUAGAGGACCUUUUCCACGGAUGCACCAAAAAAAUAAAGAUAUCCCGACGUGUGAUGAAUGAAGAUGGUCAGACAUCCAGCAUCAAAGACAAAAUUUUAACCAUUACAGUGAAACCAGGCUGGAAGGAAGGCACACGGAUUACAUUCCCUAAAGAGGGUGAUCAGGGGCCAAACAAUAUCCCAGCAGACGUCGUUUUCAUAGUUCGUCAAAAGCCCCAUGCCCUGUUUUCCCGUCAAAAUAAUGACUUGAUUUACACGGAAAACCUAUCUCUCGAGAAGGCAUUGACUGGGUUUUCUGUGGAGGUGGAGACACUAGAUGGCAGACUUCUGAACAUUCCCAUCAAUGAGAUUGUAUGCUCAUCUGAAGCAGUGAACACACACACAUACCCAGAGCAGUGGGCAGCCAUGCUAACAGCGCCCGGGGAGCAGUUGGAAGUUAGGCGCCUCGCUCAAGGGCACCUCAGCCCAAGGCCGUCCCAUAUUAACCUAACAGCAUGUCUUUGGACUGUGGGGGAAACCGGAGCACCCAGAGGAAACCCAUGCAGACACGUGGAGAACAUGCAAACUCCGCACAGAAAGGCCCUCACCAGCCACUGGGUUCGAACCCAGAAGCUUCUUGCUGUGAGGCGACCGUGCUAACCACUACACCACCGUGCUGUAGACUGCCUUUCAAGUUUUUCAACUUUAGGUCAUAAAGAAUUUUCCCCGACACGCAGUUAUUUUUGUUUAGUCCAGGGGUUCCCAAACUUUUCCAUGCCAAGGCCCCCCAAACAGCAUUAGCUUCUGGCCGGGGACCCCCUUUGCAAACCCACAGACAAUGCUACAAAAUAUGUAAAGAAACAUCAACUUUUAGAAUGUUUUCUCUUACUUUUAUUCAGUAGUCAACAGGGCUUUGAACCGGUUCAAGGAACGAAAACGAAAACCGGGAACUUUUUCUAUUUCACAUGGAACAGAAACGAAACCAGAAACUUUAUUAUUUUUUAUGUUCCGGAACAGAAACGCUUAUUAAAAAUAAUGGUAACCGGUUAAUACCGGUUUUUAUUUCGUUCCUCGAAGUUUCCGUAGCCUACAAAUAAAGUCAUUCUUCUCCUGCGCAAGUUUCUAUGACCCGCUGGGGUUCACUUCCUGUGUGACGUUCGCUGACUGAAUGGAGAGAGCGGGAGGGUGGACUACUAUCACGCCUCCACAUCUUAAAUAAGAGGUAAAUAUUGCAGUCUAUCGUUAUUCAAAAACGUCAAUUUCAAACACGAUAUCAAUAUAUUUGUCCACGUUAAUGAGAGGCUCGCGAACAUUAAAUGACGUUAACCUCUGUUAGCCUAUCAAUGCAUAGGGCCUGACUAGCCUUUGGUAACACACUAAACGAAUUAUCUUUCAUUUUUGGCACUUUUUCUGUUUGUGUAGAUGGGAAGACAUACUGAGAAUCCAAAUCGCCAACAUUUGAAAUAAUUGUUUUGAAUUAUUUCUUGUCUUAUUUAAUGAAGGUUGUAAUAGAAUUAGCCUACAUUUGGCUUAAGCUGGAUGAGACAGAGACAUAAUUUUAUAGCCAUUUGUUAAACAGCUGACAGGGAACGUAAUUAACCGUUCCGGGAACGAAAUUUUUUUGUUCUAACCGGUUCGGGAACGUCUAUUUAAUGGUGGAACCCAAAACCGGAAACGUUAAAAUUCCGUUUCUGUUCGGAACGAACCAAUAGGAAAAAAAUUCUGGUUCGAAGCCCUGAUAGUCAAUAAUUGUUACAUUUGUUUAGCAUAAGAAUAUUAUUAACUAACAUGUUUUCAACACAAAUAUUUUUGCACUGAACAAUAAACUGUAUAACCUCCUGUAGUACCUGAUUCAACUCGUUAUCCAUCCUUUUUGCGACCAGUGCCUCGCG
Molecule: messenger RNA, 2371 nt
Organism: Neoarius graeffei (lesser salmon catfish)
Lineage: Eukaryota; Metazoa; Chordata; Actinopteri; Siluriformes; Ariidae
Gene: dnajb13
Product: DnaJ heat shock protein family (Hsp40) member B13
Exons: 8
Coding region: 69-1139 (356 amino acids)
Cellular component (GO): cytosol
Molecular function (GO): protein-folding chaperone binding
Source: RefSeq, a predicted model, not a curated record